AAUAAUAUUUGGAUGUUUUUCUAAAAGGUAUGCUAUGGGAAAUAUUUUGAAGAAGUUCUGUGGCUGUUAUCCAGGAGGUCAGACUAAAUGAUCAUAGUGGUCCCUUCUGGCCUUAGAAUCUAAGGCUCCAACACCUGGAUUUAGCAGGAGGGAAUGAAGGUAUUGGGAACAUAUGGUCAUUUUAGCAUCACAUUUCUAAAUGUUCAUUGCUGAGAAAGAGUACGUACGUGGCCUCAAUUGGGACUACUUUUCUAAAGGUCCCCUAAAACUCAGUGGUGGUGUGGAUGUAUCUCACAGUGAGAAUAUGCUCCAGCAAGACACUUACAGAAUCACAGUCACUAUGGUAACCAUCUUUUUUUCCCCCCUGUUUAUAGGUAUGACAGGUCCAUUGUCAGUAAAUCGAGCCAGACUGCACUAGACAUUGCUAAAUUUUGGGGGUAUAAGCAUAUAGCUAAUUUACUAGCAAAUGUUAAGGGUGGACAGAAGCCUUUUUUCCUGCCAAACGAUACAAUAGAGUAUGAAAAUUAUUUUAGCAGGACACUUCUGGAUAGAAGGAGUGAUAAAAGAACAGAUUCUAAAUGGUUAAACACAAAAUAAAACCAUCCAGCCACAGCAUACAUCCUUUUCUCAAAUUUAAACCCAUUGGUCACUUUGAGUGGAGGGGAAGAUGGUUCCCAGCAGCCUGAAGUCAGGCUUUGCGGGCUGUGCCACAAGGAUGUAAAGGAAUACAUGAGCCAGACUGAAAAUCACCUUGAUUUUUCUUGGAGUAGAACUUCAAUUGGCUACUCUGAAUGGAGGAAUUCUGAAGGAAGAAGAAGAUGGACUGGUUGCUUGGUUUGCCCUCAGCAUAGAUUCUACCUUUGCUGAACAGUUUAAACAGAAGCAUGAAGACUGUUCUUUUCUUCAUCCUCCAAUGCCUGCUCUGCUGCAGUUGCCUGAAAAAGGAAGCUGUAGUAGCAGCCCAGGCCAGAUCUGUUCUAGCAUGGCAUAACCGAUACCAAUUCUGUCCAACAUGUGGCAGUGCAACCAAGAUUGAAGAAGGAGGCUACAAGACGACCUGCUUAAAAGAAGACCGUCUCAGUCUUCAAAGUGUUCACAAUACAUCGUACCAAAGAGUUGAUCCUGUAGUGAUAAUGCAAGUCCUUCAUCCAGAUGGGAACCAGUGCCUUUUAGGCAGGAAGAGGAGGUUUCCUCCUGCCAUGUUUACCUGCCUUGCUGGAUUUGUAGAGCCUGGGGAAACAACAGAAGAUGCUGUUCGAAGAGAAGUAGAGGAGGAAAGUGUAGUCAAAAUUGGCCAUGUUCAGUAUGUCUCUUGUCAACCAUGGCCAAUGCCCUCCUCCCUAAUGAUUGGUUGCUUAGCUGUUGCAGUGUCUACAGAAAUUAGAGUCGACAAGAAUGAAAUAGAGGAUGCCCGUUGGGUCACUAGAGAACAGUUGUAG
This is a messenger RNA of Gopherus evgoodei (Goodes thornscrub tortoise), 1439 nucleotides long. RefSeq names its product peroxisomal NADH pyrophosphatase NUDT12-like. Bases 885 to 1439 code for a protein of 184 amino acids. The transcript is spliced from 5 exons. Gene Ontology annotation, molecular function: metal ion binding; NADH pyrophosphatase activity. Gene Ontology annotation, cellular component: cytosol. Gene Ontology annotation, biological process: NAD+ catabolic process; NADP+ catabolic process. The record is from RefSeq and is a predicted model, not a curated record. NCBI's taxonomy places the organism in Eukaryota, Metazoa, Chordata, Testudines, Testudinidae.